Procambarus clarkii (red swamp crayfish) is the source of this 654-nucleotide messenger RNA. The record is from RefSeq and is a predicted model, not a curated record. Lineage: Eukaryota; Metazoa; Arthropoda; Malacostraca; Decapoda; Cambaridae.
AUGACAAAGCAAUUGAGGACUGUUGACCCGCUGGGUGCUCAACAAACACCCCGGGCCACUGGUCUGGCGUGGCCCCUGACUGUGACGCCUCAACAAACACCCCGGGCCACUGGUCUGGCGUGGCCCCUGACUGUCACUCCUCAACAAACACCCCGGGCCACUGGUCUGGCGUGGCCCCUGACUGUGACGCCUCAACAAACACCCCGGGCCACUGGUCUGGCGUGGCCCCUGACUGUCACUCCUCAACAAACACCCCGGGCCACUGGUCUGGCGUGGCCCCUGACUGUCACACCUCAACAAACACCCCGGGCCACUGGUCUGGCGUGGCCCCUGACUGUCACACCUCAACAAACACCCCGGGCCACUGGUGUGGCGUGGCCCCUGACUGUCACUCCUCAACAAACACCCCGGGCCACUGGUCUGGCGUGGCCCCUGACUGUCACACCUCAACAAACACCCCGGGCCACUGGUGUGGCGUGGCCCCUGACUGUCACACCUCAACAAACACCCCGGGCCACUGGUCUGGCGUGGCCCCUGACUGUCACACCUCAACAAACACCCCGGGCCACUGGUCUGGCGUGGCCCCUGACUGUCACUCCUCAACACACACCCCGGGCCACUGGUGUGGCGUGGCCCCUGACUGGCGUGGAAUAG